Messenger RNA from Symbiodinium natans, 2592 nucleotides. NCBI's taxonomy places the organism in Eukaryota, Dinophyceae, Suessiales, Symbiodiniaceae. The record is from the annotation of a GenBank genome assembly.
AUGGCCGCGGCAUCGGAGCAGACGCCGCUUCUAAAGCACAAGAAUGGAGAGGAGAGCUUCGACUCCAUGAACUACGACGCUGGAAAGUUGGUGACCUUUGAAGUCUUCUGGAAUUUCAGUGGGACAGUGUGGACAAAGGCUUCUUUGUGGAAAAUGAUGGGCAUCCUGUUGCUGAUCGCAGUCUGUGUUGCAUCUUCCGUUGGCUUACUAGUGAGUGACCCGGCCAAACUCGAUGUUGGCCGGUUCCAGCGCAUCAGUACUUUCUUGGAGGUGGUGGUUGGAUUGCUACUUGGUUUCUUUCUGUCGAGCUCAGUACAGCGAUGGUACAACUGUACGAACGGAUUCUUGGAGCUCUUUGAUGCCAUCCGGUCGCUUCACAUGCAGCUAAACGCACUGGGUGUGCCCAAAGAGCGAAUUUACUUGUGCCUGCGCUACUGCGUGGUGUCGGCACGCUGCUUGGACAACGAUCUUAUUGCUGCGGCCAUGGCACCCCCAGAGCGAGCCCAAUUUCUGAAGGAACAGUGGGAGGACCUUUCUGCGGAGGCUGAGGAUGGAGAUGUCUUCGCUGACCGCUCCAGGAGCUUGGCCACACUGCUCCCCAAUGAGCGAGACAUCCUGAAAAAGAUUGAGGAUCCGGCCCAAACAUUGUGGGUGUGGGUUACCUCCCUCCUCACACGAAUGGCAGCAGAUGGCGAGGUACCUCCGAUUCCAACUCCCACCUAUGGCCGCAUCAUUACCAUUGCAGAGCAAGCCUACGGAGGCAUUCGCACAGUCAGGGCCUCCAUGCGUGUGCAGCCUCCGUAUGUGCACGUCCAGAUGAUGGCUGCCCUUGUCCUUGUGAACAACCUCAUCAACGCCGUGAGCUUCGGUAUGACAGCUGGUGUCACCGCCAGCAUGUGCAUCGCGCGCUACCACCCGGGUUCCAACUCGAACAUGCCAGGCUCCGCCGAUGUGUCCCACAGUCUGCAAGACUUGGUCGUCGCUUUGAUUCUCGCGACUGUCGGCCCUUUCCUGUACCAGGCUCUGCUCGAGGUUUCAGUUUGCAUUGCGCAGCCCUUCACGGCAGCGGGUCAUGACGCCCACUCUCCCGGAAGGAUUCCUACUGAGAAGCUCCUGCGCAAUUUGGAGAAGGAUCUACGCGACAUUGAGUUCAUGAGCCAGAACCUCCCAUGGUGGAAGCAGACAUACUUCAAGGAUCGCAAAUGUGAGUGUGGCUGGACCUUUGCACCGCAGCAGGGGCUGGAAAAAGACGAAAAAGUGUUGCAGGAAGGACUGCUUGUCUGCAAGGCUAGCAGGGCGUUGUCUGGGACAAGUGGGGAGACCCCCUUGGAUUCGAGGGCAAACACGCCUUCAGCUCACAGCCGGACUUGGGAAGCCCCGCUAGGAGACGAAAGCCCUAGAAAGGAGCAGACGAACCCAGAGACGAACCCAGGCAGCGCGGAAGUCGAACCCCGGUCGAACGAAGAAGAGCAAGAACUGCGGCAACAAUGCCUCCCAGAAGAGCACGAGCUGCAGCAUGAGCACAAUGAGCAGCCGGACCCUGUACUGGACCAGCAUGACCAGCCGCACUCAGGAAGAGGUGAGGGCGCUGUCGAACCAGCAGGUGAGGCGAGCGAGGCGGACUACCUUUGCAAUGCCAAGGAGGAGCAGGAGGCCACGCCCGAGGCAACACCUAAGGAGCUUGAGUUUGAGACCGCAGUUCUCGCCUUCGCCGAAGCCCUUGAUGAAGACUUGCAACACUUCAGUACCGACCAGCACGAAGCCGACUGCAAUGGUGCCGUAUCCGUGCAAGCUGUGCAAGUCGCGCAAGUCCAGGAGCAGGAGCAUGACGAGACUGAGCAGGCAAGAGCCACGGACUCGAGGGAACCGAGUUCCCUGCCCGCAAGGCCUACGGCAACGGACAACAUCCAUAGCGAGGAGCAGGUUUCGCCUGGGCCUUCGCGGCUCCUCGGCUCGCCGCCGACCAAGACGGAGGAGAACCUCGCUGAAGCUGAGCAGUCCGUCGACCAAGGGGAGCCACUGUGCGUCGCAGAGGGUCAUCGCAGAGCACGGCUUCGUGAUGUCGAGACACAGAUUCCGAGCCCAGCCGAACCUGUAACUUCGGCAGGCGACGCAGGGCCAGAUGGCAAGACGCCAGAGCCGCGUGAGGAUGCAACAGCUGCCAUGGAAACAGAAGCGCAGCAUGCAGGCAAUGACCUGGCACUGGCGGCCGCGCUUGCGCAGCUCCUGACGCCACGAUGCAAGUUGCCCGAUGCGCAGUCCGGGCCAGGCCCAGAGGCUGGCCAUGUACCACAUGCCAGCUGCAGCUCAUCAGGACCAGUGCAGGAGGGCGGGGCUGGCCUGGAGCUCAAUGCGCAGAGUAAGGCAGUGAAGGAGGAGCAGGUGGUUGACUUCAUCACUUCACAGCUGCUCCGCUUGGAUGGCUCCAAGCCGGGCAGGCUGGCGAAAGAGAAGUUGUCAAUGUUUCUCCAGCUUCUGGGCAUGAACGCUGUUGACAUUGAUGAGGCUUUGGACGCGGCCCAGGUAAAGGAUGCAGACGGUAUGAUCGACUACCGGGCUUUCAUGAAGUGGCUCAUGGAGUCCCCCGCCUGA